Molecule: messenger RNA, 957 nt
Organism: Durusdinium trenchii
Lineage: Eukaryota; Dinophyceae; Suessiales; Symbiodiniaceae
Source: the annotation of a GenBank genome assembly
AUGAGAACUAACUUAGAGGUGCGAACCGGCGGCGAGGUGGAUUCCAAUGCCGUGGGAAGCUUCACGGGGUUCAAAGCCUUGAGACUUAUACGCAUCACACGCCUUUUGAAGACAUUGCGCGUGGUAAGAAUCUUCCGAUUCGUGAUGGCACUCCGCACUUUGGUCACCUCCAUUGUCUACACGCUCCGCUCGCUAUUCUGGGCACUCACAUUGCUGCUGCUGAUUGUAUACGUAUUUUCGGUGCUUAUCACGCAAGCAGUGGAUCCGUAUUUGCGUGAGAAUCCGCUCGUGUCCCUGCCGGACGAAGAGUUGGAAAUGGCUCGUGCGCAUCUAAAUUCCUUGACGCAAACGAUGUUGAGCCUCUUCAUGAGCAUCUCUGGCGGCUUGAACUGGGUUGAUUUGGCUGGUCCCCUUCAGGCAAUUUCGACCUUUUGGGUCUUUGUGCUACUUUUCUACGUAAGCUUUACGUACUUUGCGGUGUUAAAUGUGGUGACAGGAGUUUUUUGCCAGUCUGCCAUUGACAGUGCCCAAAACGAUCAUGCCAAUAUCGUGCAUGCAAUGCUGGCAAAUAAAGAGGCUCAUAUUGACAAGAUUCGCUCUUUGUUCUCUCAGCUUGGUGCCGACAAAACAGGCGUCAUCACUUAUGCCAUGUUUGAAGAGGGGAUCAAUUCGCCUGCCACCUGCGAAUACUUCGAAUCUUUGGGCUUGGAUGUGUGGGACGCCUGGUCGUUCUUCAAGUUGUUGGACUUGGACAAGGGUGGCGCCGUGGAGAUUGAGGAAUUCUUCAAGGGCUGCUUGAGACUCCGAGGUCAAGCCCGUGGAGUGGAUGUAGGAAAGAUCCUUCAUGACCAGACUUGGCUUAUCAAGAACACGGGUCACUUCCAGGCUUACAUGGAGGUGAAGAUGAAGCAGCUUACCGAAAUGACCAGGAGAAGCAGGCCGACAAUUCAGCAAUAA